Ornithorhynchus anatinus (platypus) is the source of this 1232-nucleotide messenger RNA. RefSeq names its product MAX dimerization protein MLX (gene MLX). The transcript has 8 exons. The coding region runs from base 27 to 749 and encodes 240 amino acids. Gene Ontology annotation, biological process: regulation of transcription by RNA polymerase II. Gene Ontology annotation, molecular function: RNA polymerase II cis-regulatory region sequence-specific DNA binding; protein dimerization activity; DNA-binding transcription factor activity, RNA polymerase II-specific. NCBI's taxonomy places the organism in Eukaryota, Metazoa, Chordata, Mammalia, Monotremata, Ornithorhynchidae. Gene Ontology annotation, cellular component: nucleus. The record is from RefSeq and is a predicted model, not a curated record.
CCCCCGGUGCCCGGUUCGGCCGGAGGAUGGCGGAGCCCGUCGCCUCGCCCGAGGACCCGUGGGUCAAGGUGGAGUCGGCCUACAGCGACAACAGCCUCGACCCGGAAAGCACCCGGAAGGGGAGCGUAGUGUCCAGAGCCAAUAGCAUCGGCUCCACCAGCGCUUCUUCCGUCCCCAACACAGACGACGAGGACAGCGACUACCACCAAGAGGCCCACGAGGAGUCAUACAAAGAUCGGCGCCGCCGGGCCCACACCCAGGCCGAGCAGAAGAGGAGGGACGCCAUCAAGAGAGGCUACGAUGACCUCCAGGCCAUCGUCCCCACGUGCCAGCAACAGGACUUCCCCCUCGGCUCCCAGAAGCUCAGCAAGGCCAUCGUCCUGCAGAAAACCAUCGACUACAUCCAGUUCCUCCACAAGGAGAAGAAGAAGCAGGAGGAGGAAGUGUCCACCCUACGCAAGGAUGUCACGGCCCUGAAGAUCAUGAAGGUCAAUUACGAGCAGAUCGUGAAGGCGCAUCAGGACAGCCCCCAUGAGGGAGAGGGGCAGGUCUCCGACCAGGUCAAGUUCGGCGUGUUCCAGGGGGUCAUGGACUCGCUGUUCCAGUCCUUCAACGCCUCCGUGUCUGUGGCCAACUUCCAGGAGCUGUCCGCCUGUGUCUUCAGCUGGAUCGAGGAGCACUGCAAGCCUCAGACCCUGCGGGAGAUCGUCAUCGGAGUCCUGCACCAGCUGAAGAACCAGCUCUACUGACCACGGGACGGGGAGGGGGAGGACCGGGCCCAGCGCACGGGCCCGUCCGCCCGGAGGCGACGACGGACAGGGAGCCGUCACUACGAGAGCUUCCGGCUAUCCCUUCACCGUCAGCGGGGCCCACCCCUCACGGGGCGGGCCGGCAACCCCGAUGGCCUGGGCCCACCGACCAGACGUUGGCCGGGGCCACCUCCACCAGCGCGGGACUGCGGGGAUUGGGCCCGAAGGGAGCCACAGCCCCGCUCCCUGCAUCGCCUGACUCCACUCUCCAACGCUGAUCGUUCUGUGGGGCAGCUGAGGGCAGAACUGUGUGGGGGGUCUCGGCCCAGCCCACCCCAUUUCAGCUCUGGGGGCCUGGGCCCCCCCUCAACCGCACAGAGUGCCGGGGGUGGGGGGCGCCUCCCUCAUCACUCAACCGGAGAAAUGAAGUAUUUUUCUACCACCCAGAAAUGACAAUAAACUUGGCACAGUGUUGGAGUUUAA